AUGGCUGCUGGCGUCGUGGUGAACGUCCACAACAAUGACGAUGACGUCCCAACCGAAGGUUCGCGCACUUAUGCCAUCGUCGUGUGCGUCUUCGCCGCUCUGGGUGGACUCUUUUUCGGCUAUGACCAGGGUGUGACCUCGGGUGUUCUCAUCAUGGACUCCUUCAUCAACGACUACUGCGUCGGCUGGCACAACUUCACCUACGAGCAGUGCACCGCUUCCACGUCGGACCUGCCACAUGAGUGGACGGACUUCACUGUCUGGUACAACAUGGCGUACAACCUGGGUUGUCUCGCUGGCGCUUUCAUCGGCGGCAUCGUGGCCGACAAGCUUGGUCGUCGCUGGACCAUUUUCACUGCUGGUCUGCUGUUCUGCAUCGGCACGUCGUGGGUUUGCUUCAACAAGGCGCAGGAACACACGCUCAUGUAUAUCGCUCGUGUGAUCCAGGGCUUCGGCGUCGGUAACUCGUCGUUCUCACUGCCUCUGUUUGGUGCCGAGAUGGCCCCCAAGGAGCUUCGUGGUUUGCUCUCUGGUUUCAUGCAGAUGACUGUUGUGACGGGUCUCUUCCUGGCCAACGUCGUUAACAUCAUCGUGGAGAACCGUGAACACGGUUGGCGUACGACCAACGGUGUGGCCAUGGCUGCUCCGAUCGUCGUCAUGCUCGGCAUCUUCUUCGUGCCGGAAAGUCCUCGCUGGACGUACCUGCACAAGGGCAAGGAAGAGGCGGAGCGCGUGCUCAAGCGUCUCCGUCAGACUGACAACGUCGGCCGCGAGCUGCAGGUGAUCGGUGACCAAGUUGACGAAGAAUUGGCGGCUUCCAAGGGUCUGGCUGAACUGCUCGAGCCGUCCAUUUUCAAGCGUGUGGCUAUCGCGAUGUUGCUCCAAGUGCUGCAGCAGGCCACUGGUAUCAACCCCAUCUUCAGCUAUGGCGCGUUGAUCUUCAAGGACAUCACCAACGCCGGUAUCUACUCGGCCUUCUUCCUUUCGGGUGUCAACUUCUUGAGUACUAUCCCGGCCAUGCGUUGGGUGGACACUUUCGGCCGUCGUCAGUUGCUGCUCAUCGGUGCCGUGGGUAUGGUGGUCGGCCACUUGUUCGCUGCUAUCCUGUUCACUGCCAUCUGUGACGGUAACGUCGAUGAUGCCGGUUGUCCGAGCGUGGGUGGGUGGUUCAUUUGCGUCGGCUCGGCCUUCUUCGUCUUCAACUUCGCCAUCUCGUGGGGACCCGUGUGCUGGAUCUACCCGGCCGAGAUCUUCCCGUUGGGUGUGCGCGCGCCGGCUGUGGCUUUGUCCACGGCUGCCAAUUGGGCUAUGGGUGCUGUCAUGACGGAGGUGGUGAAGCUGUUCCCUCACCUGAACAUCAACGGCGUGUUCUUCUUGUUCGCUGGGUUGUGCUGCAUCUGCGGGAUUUUCGUGUACUUCUUCUGCCCGGAGACCAAGGGUAUGAUGCUCGAGGACAUCGAGGCACUGUUCCGCAGCGGACAGCCCAAGUCGCCCGCUUAUAUUGAGGUCAAGUCCCCGCGGUACUCGCUUGCGUAGGAAAAUCAGUGUGAAGUUGAUGACAAUACACUUUAC
Molecule: messenger RNA, 1572 nt
Organism: Phytophthora nicotianae INRA-310
Lineage: Eukaryota; Oomycota; Peronosporomycetes; Peronosporales; Peronosporaceae
Exons: 1
Coding region: 1-1536 (511 amino acids)
Biological process (GO): carbohydrate transport; transmembrane transport
Cellular component (GO): membrane
Molecular function (GO): carbohydrate:proton symporter activity
Source: RefSeq, a predicted model, not a curated record